UUCUAUGUUGUAAAUGAUGCCGACUCACAUUCUCUGUGGAGUGUAGCGUGUGCUAACGUUAGCCGGCUAAGAUUAGCAAGCUAGCUACUUGGGCCCGCCUAGAGCUGAUAAGUUAGCAGCACCUUAAGAUCACACCGAAAGCCAUUCCACUCGGAUGAGCUAUCGUUAGUAAGCUAACUAUUAAGCUAUUGCCUUCUAGACCCCAGAAAAUAAAGAUAGCUUUAGUGUAAUCACUGCCAGAAACAAAACUGAAAGCAUCCUAAAACGUCAACGUUCGAUUUUAAGAUGUUAUGGGAAUGUCGGCAUAACCCCAACACUUCCAGUGUCGCAUAAUUUGGAGUGAAUGGCAGCGUAACGAUAACGUUCAACUGAAAUACAUAACUCUUGGACCUAUAAUUAGUCCUUUCGAUGCAAGACGGAGCUUUUGUGAAAGAUAAAGGUUAAUUGAAUUCAGUGCUGAUUGAUACACUGAUCGUAAGAUAACGCGACCUAUAACGUUAGGUGAAAGCCGAAUGGGGGUGUUGAUCCUGUCGAUCAGGAGAACGUCUUCAUUCAUGUUGCAUGACGUUGUCGUUGUGGAUUAAAAGCAAGAAAAUGACAGUUUUUACGGUUAACGAUAAAUUUGCCCUUGCUUUCCUCGCCGGAAGUGAACACAACGGGGCUACGCUACGGUUACGCUGCCCAACCAAGGCGAUAACGUAUCUAUUGAUGUCGGGGUUAAGGUGAUUGCCUACGCUCCACAGCCAAAGACUUUACAUGUCACACAAUGGGUUAGUUAGGAUGUGUUGUCACAAGAUGCUCUGUCAAUACCCGCGGUUAUAUAUUAUAAAUCAUUGCUCUUAGAUAAAAGUCAGUCAUCAAAUGAAGUAGCUACGGUGUGAUUCUACUGUCACGGGUUAACGCUACUACGCAGGCGACCUACAGAGCGACAAAGAAUGCGCAUGUAUCAGCGUUGAGAAGUGAGGAACUCUAACGGCUGAUUUGGUUAACGACCGAUAGUUCAGGUCUGGCCUUACAAAUCUCAUUAUUUUGGCACGUUGGCCUCAAAGAACCUGUCGAGCAGAAAGCCUCAUGGGGUUUAAUAUGUUAGUGACUUGGUUCAUUGUCUCUUCAGAUAUUGUGCAGAUUAAUGUGCGCGCUAAUGUGACGGUUAAUGGAAUUUUUCAGUGUAGCUAAAAGACAAUUAAAGGAAACUGCAUGUUAAAAUUCGACUGGAGAUCCAAACUCUGUUGCCAGUUAGUCAGGUAAGGUACACCUGGCUAAGACUGAUGCCUUCUAAUACAAUAGCCCUGCAAGGGUUCAGUUUAUUUUAAGAAGGUUAAAGAGCAGCAUUGAUUCAACUUUAGAGGGUGUAUUUUGGAUGCUUUCGGUCUUUAUUUGAUUACACAGAGGAAUUUCUGUUAACCAGCCUAUCAUUUAUCUAGCUUUCCAUCUAUAGAAAAGUGCUAUCAGGAAACUGGAAAGAAUGAAAUGAGAAUAAGUCAAAUGUCAUUUAAGUAAGCAUAUUUACUUGUAACUUGACAAGACACCAGACACACUUAAUUUCAAUGAAUUCUCUCUCUAAAAAUACUGCGUGGAUGUGGUAUAGUUUACGUUUGUCAUAAGGAAGUAUUUUAAGGCAGAUACUGCUCACACAUAUAUGGAAAGGUCUUUCUGUUGUUCAGUGUUCCUUACUUGACCUGGGCUGGAAAGAGAUUAAAGUGUUGAGUUACUCUGGUGGUUCUAUCACUGGUGUGUCAUUCAAAGAAUGACUUUGGCUGUUUGAAUGAGAUCAAUAAUUGCACAGCUUAUCUCUUCCUGCUUUAGUAAUUCAACAGGCUGCCAAUACUUUUGGGAGUCAGUGGUGAUGAUUAAAACACUUUGUAAAAUAAACACGCUGUAGCUCAAUUUGGUUUCAGCUUUGUGGUCACUAGUGAAAGAUCAUGACCAUAUGCGAAGGUUACAGCACAAUUUAUGAGCUUCAGCUUGAAGCUCGGCUCCCUUCUCACCACAACAGUCUGGCACAGUGUUGCAACAAUCAGCCUGUUGUUCCCAUGCUCCAUCUUGCCUUCACCCAUGAACAACAGUUCAAGAUUUUUGAGAACCUGAGGAUCACUCACGAUAUAUCUGAAGUAUUCAUUCCUACAUGGGUCUCCUAUUCACCAUUCAUGUGAGAUGGAGCUGAAUAAUGGUGGAAAUUAGAAGAUUUGUUAGCUUUAGCUAGUCUUUCAUCUGCCAGCUCAGUGUUUUCACUGUCAACAGAUGGUUUUAGCAGUACAGGGGUAGAGUAAAUCUGACAACUCUGAUAAAUGUAAUAAGACACAAUGCUAAACAUUGCCACGUUUCUCUCUUUCUUAUCAUUAUCAAUUGAUGAAAGGAGAUACGACAGACACCUUUGAUGCUGUUGUAUAAAUCAGGAAUUUAAUUUCUCUAAUCUUUUAUUUCCUCUUUCCAAACUUCUUUGUAAGCUAUCCCACCGUGCCCCUGGUGGCCCCUCCCCCCGUCCUCAGGCAAAGCCCCCUCCCCAAUCCCUUUGCCCUGUCGGGAUCAGCCCCCCUCAUCCCCUACCUUCCCUCCUUUUCCUCCCUCCCUCCCUUCCUCCCACCCAUCCUCCCUGUACUCCAACUGUCCUCCGCUGCAGUAAGGUCUCCCCACCAUCUCUGCCAAGCUGUCGGACAUGUCAGGACCCGUGCCGAGCCGGGCCCGAGUGUACACUGAGGUCAACACUCAUCGGCCCAGGGAGUACUGGGACUAUGAGUCUCACGUGGUUGAGUGGGGAAACCAGGAUGACUUUCAGCUGGUGCGGAAGCUGGGACGUGGCAAGUACAGUGAAGUCUUUGAGGCAAUCAACAUCACCAAUAAUGAGAAGGUGGUGGUGAAGAUUCUCAAGCCCGUGAAGAAAAAGAAGAUCAAGCGUGAGAUAAAGAUUUUGGAGAACCUGCGUGGAGGUCCUAACAUAAUCUCCAUCAUCGAUAUUGUGAAAGACCCUGUGUCCCGGACACCUGCCUUGGUCUUCGAACAUGUUAACAACACAGACUUCAAGCAACUGUACCAGACCCUGACAGAUUAUGACAUCCGGUUCUACAUGUACGAAAUCCUCAAGGCCCUGGACUACUGCCACAGUAUGGGAAUCAUGCAUAGAGAUGUGAAGCCACAUAACGUAAUGAUUGAUCAUGAACACCGCAAGUUGCGCCUUAUUGACUGGGGUCUGGCCGAGUUUUACCACCCAGGACAGGAGUAUAACGUCAGAGUUGCCUCCCGAUACUUUAAGGGACCCGAGCUCCUGGUGGACUAUCAGAUGUAUGACUACAGUCUGGAUAUGUGGAGCUUGGGCUGUAUGUUGGCGAGCAUGAUCUUCAGGAAGGAGCCCUUCUUCCACGGCCAUGACAACUAUGACCAGUUGGUGAGAAUAGCCAAGGUUCUGGGGACUGAAGACCUCUAUGACUAUAUCGACAAGUACAAUAUUGAGCUGGAGCCUCGCUUCAAUGACAUUCUGGGAAGGCAUUCUCGGAAGCGGUGGGAGCGGUUUGUCCACAGUGAGAACCAGCACCUGGUCAGCCCUGAGGCUCUGGAUUUCCUUGACAAGCUGCUGCGCUAUGACCACCAGGCCCGGCUGACAGCCCGCGAGGCCAUGGAUCACCCAUACUUCUUCCCCAUUGUGAAAGAUCAGUCUCGUGUGGCUGGAUCAGCCAAUCUGCCCAGUGGGAACACAGCUGUUAGCACAGCCAGCAUGAUCACUGGUAUCUCUGCCUUGCCAGCCUCCACUGCCCUGGGCCCUCUCACUGGCUCACCGGUCCUGUCUGCUGCCACCAACGCCCUGAGCACCCCGGUGCCCGCUGCUGCCGGCGCCCCGCAGUGACACCCCACCCAAUUCCACACUCGACCCCCCUCUCCCCAGUCUCUCCCACCUCUACCACCACCUGGCCCGGGAUUGGGGGUGGGGUGUCUAGACAGGUGCCACUCUGCCAGCCCUCACCACAUCCAACCUAACUCAGUGUGACCGCGCCUCACCAACCUCCUGGCGUGGAGGAUGCUGUCGACUAAGAAAAGAAAGAUGUUUUUUCCGUUCCUUUUCCUCUUUGAAUGAGCGUGUUAACCUGACAUCUGAAAUGAAUGUUCUGUGUAACUGAAAUAUACAGGUAUUCCUUUCAUUUCCCCAAGAGCCGUAGUGAAUACAUAGGGGUGUGUGUUUGUGUGUGGUGAGUCUGAGAGCGAGUGUCAUCCACGGCUGAUUCGGGGUCUCAGCAGCCCCCCUGUGUGUUUUAGUGUGGAUUGUGAAGGCAGUGGUCAAUAAGUACAUCACCAGAAGGCAAAAGAAAGAUGUUGGCCAUCAGGACCAAAAGGAGCACAUCCUGUAUAGUUUACUAAUGCAGCAUUGUCAAAAACCAGACCUGAUGAGAACAGUUAAUUUACCUCCCCAGAUGAGUCUAAACACCCUCCAGAUCACAGCGUUUUGGAAGUGUUUGGUGCUGUUCUGUGCUCCAGGUGUAUGUGAACACAAUGACACUUCAACACUUUCUCUGCCUGAGUAGUUUUGUCUCGCCUUUCUUACCAAACCAGAUCACCAGUCUUCUUUUGAUAUGCGACUCCCCGUCACGUCAUUCAUUCAUUUGUUUUGUAUUGAAAUGUGCUGGACUGCUGGAUAAGGUUCAUCACCAUCAAGUGGUUUGAUCGACUAAUGUUGUACCAUGCUCUCUUAAGAAGCCAGGUAAGGUUCAUUCAGGUUUUCAAAGAAAUGGUUUCUCAAACGUGCUGCUUUCCAGUUCCUUGAAUUACUUCAAGUGGCUUUUCUUGAAUUACUUCAAGACAUAACCAAAGUUUACUCGGUUGGAAGAAGAGACUGACCAAACCUAGUUUUGUUUUGUGGGAGUUACUCAUGGAGAUGCUGUAAUGCAGAAUGACAGUGUGGGUGAAUAAGAUGAUAAUGUGACACAAUAAUCAUCUGCAGGUGACUAAAGUGCUGUUCGUGUUGGAGGAAAGUUCACUUCUGUUGUGUAGUGACUUGGGUUAGCUUUGUGACGAGUAUUACAGUUGACUGGCUUUCACUAACAUGUUGAGGGAGGUAUUGAAUUUGAAAUGUUGAAUAGCACUUGAAGGGUAGAGUUUUCCCCCCGGUGUUUUAGUGCCAGAGUUUGAAAGUGUAAGUUUUAGACCCUGCUGUACAUAUGCAUCUUUUUUUUUUCAUUUCAAAACCUGAAAAUGCAAAUAAAUCAGAACAUGUAUACAUUGACCUGAAAACGGAGCAGUUUGAGUCCCUACAUCACUGUAUAUAUUUUUAUGUCCUUAUGUAGAAGACUAGUAUUUGAAAAUAUUUGUGUAAAUAAACACGUGUUUUAUUUAUCAGGUA
This is a messenger RNA of Chelmon rostratus (copperband butterflyfish), 5326 nucleotides long. Its product is annotated as casein kinase II subunit alpha. Gene Ontology annotation, molecular function: protein serine/threonine kinase activity; ATP binding. Gene Ontology annotation, cellular component: cytosol; protein kinase CK2 complex; nucleus. The record is from RefSeq and is a predicted model, not a curated record. The coding region runs from base 2657 to 3838 and encodes 393 amino acids. The transcript is spliced from 12 exons. Lineage: Eukaryota; Metazoa; Chordata; Actinopteri; Chaetodontiformes; Chaetodontidae. Gene Ontology annotation, biological process: protein phosphorylation.